AUGAGCCAAAGAAAUGCAUCCUCCACAUCCAUCAUCGAAACGGUAGCCGGACUCACGGCCGGAGUCGUCUCGACACUGACUCUGCACCCGCUGGAUCUGAUCAAGACUCGACUUCAAAUCGACCGUCUCACCCGCCACCGCGUCGGCAGCUCCCUACGCAUAUUCAGCGAAAUAUACCGCACCGAAGGCGGCAUACGAGCUCUGUAUCGAGGACUAACGCCAAACAUAAUCGGAAACUCGACGAGUUGGAGCCUUUAUUUUUUAUUUUAUGGGAAUAUAAAGGAGGCGAUUGCCCGGAACAGAAACAAAAUUGAAGAUAGCAAUGGGGAGGGAGACAAAUUGAGCGCAUCAGAGUACUUUCUCGCCUCGGGGGCUGCUGGCGCCGCAACAUCAAUCCUCACAAACCCAAUCUGGGUAAUAAAAACCCGCAUGCUCUCGACGGGCUCCCACACCCCCGGGGCAUACCAAUCCUUCGUCUCAGGCGCAACCCAAAUCUUGCGCACGGAGGGCAUCCCAGGUUUUUAUAGGGGUCUCAUCCCGGCUCUGUUCGGGGUGAGUCAUGGCGCGUUCCAAUUUAUGGCUUAUGAGAAGUUGAAGAGCUACCGGCUUCGACUGGGUGCCGCCAGCGAUGGGAGCGGUAGCAAUACUGAAGGAAGGAGGGGAGGAGGAGAAGGGAGCGGGAAGUUUGGAAAUGUAGAGCUUCUCCUGAUAUCGGGUCUAUCAAAGACAUUCGCGGGCUGUAUUACAUAUCCUUACCAGGUUCUGCGGACCCGAUUACAGUUACAAGCUUAUAAUGCGGAUGCCCCCCAAAGAAGCGCAACGGCUAGAAGCGCAUAUCGCGGCGUAUGGGAUGCGACGAAGCAAAUAUGGACCCAAGAAGGUCUUUCGGGCUUUUAUAAGGGACUAGGACCGAGCCUGGUGCGUGUUUUGCCAAGCACGUGGGUUGUGUUUUUGGUUUAUGAGAAUACCAAGGCGGCUAUGUAUAGAAUCUGA
Messenger RNA from Talaromyces amestolkiae, 993 nucleotides. RefSeq lists its product as uncharacterized. Gene Ontology annotation, biological process: nucleotide transport; folate import into mitochondrion. Gene Ontology annotation, cellular component: mitochondrion. Bases 1 to 993 code for a protein of 330 amino acids. The transcript has 3 exons. The record is from RefSeq and is a predicted model, not a curated record. NCBI's taxonomy places the organism in Eukaryota, Fungi, Ascomycota, Eurotiomycetes, Eurotiales, Trichocomaceae. Gene Ontology annotation, molecular function: FAD transmembrane transporter activity; folic acid transmembrane transporter activity.